Messenger RNA from Colletotrichum phormii, 342 nucleotides. RefSeq lists its product as uncharacterized. The transcript has 2 exons. The record is from RefSeq and is a predicted model, not a curated record. Lineage: Eukaryota; Fungi; Ascomycota; Sordariomycetes; Glomerellales; Glomerellaceae. The coding region runs from base 1 to 342 and encodes 113 amino acids.
AUGCUCGAUGCCUACUCUGCAAGGCCUCGUCCUACGCAAUCGCUUCGCAUGAGGCGACCGACCAUGGCCACGGGGAAUCCUCCCGAGGUCUCCUCGACACCCAGACGACGGGUAGCCAGCCGCUACCACCACGAAGCCCCUUACUUUGGCCACAUCCAGUCCUCUGUCCAAAUCGUCGAAGUACCCCCGGCCCCGCAAACUAGACCCCGUCGCUUUCGAUACGACUUCACGAACAGCCACAUCCUGCUCGAAUUCCAAUUCCGCCCCUCCAAGCCCGCCAGCCCCCGUGUAAGCAAGCACCUUAGUUUGCGCGAUUACAACCUAAUCCGCCGUAUCACAUGA